Messenger RNA from Penicillium taxi, 507 nucleotides. RefSeq lists its product as uncharacterized. The coding region runs from base 1 to 507 and encodes 168 amino acids. Gene Ontology annotation, cellular component: endomembrane system; membrane. The record is from RefSeq and is a predicted model, not a curated record. Lineage: Eukaryota; Fungi; Ascomycota; Eurotiomycetes; Eurotiales; Aspergillaceae. The transcript has 4 exons.
AUGGCUGCCGCUGAGAGUUCUGCGCAACAGGCCGAAGUCAUGUCAAUCGCAUCUCCUAUCAACCUCAUCCUCAUCUCCCUAUUUGCCGUACUGGUGUACUUCCACCUUCGCCCUAAAGCGCCCAUCGAUCUUCCGCAAGGCCCACCCCCCGUCGUAUUCCGUACUUAUACCCCCAACACUUUGGUGGAGUUCAAUGGUCAGGACGGAAAGCCAAUCUAUUUUGCCGUGCGGGGUCGUGUAUUUGACGUCUCACCUGGCAGAAACUUCUAUGGACCGGGUGGCCCUUACGAGAAUUUUGCCGGCCGUGACGCAUCCCGCGGAUUGGCCCACCAGAGCUUUGAUGCUGAGAUGUUGACGGAGGAUUUGAAUGGCCCUCUGGAUGAUCUUAAGGACCUGGAUGCUGAGCAGUUAGAGAACCUGCAGUCGUGGGAAGACCGCUUCUUGGAGAAGUAUCUCGUUGUUGGCAAAUUGGUUGCCGAGGGUGAUCUCGAAGCCACAAAGUCGUGA